CGUGCAGCAGCGGCAGCCAGCCCAGGAGACGAGACAGCUCUCACGGUGCAGGCUGAUACAUAUGUGUCGCUCCCCUUGUGGCCACCAGAUGGCGCCAGGAUCACACCCGCCGUUGUGACUGCCACACUUCCGCAUGUACAUCACACGUCCCGGUGCCUCUGCCAGUUCCUUCCGCUACAACUUCCUACCUGAGUGAGGGCAGCAUCUAGCAUCAACCAUGGGAGGUGUGUGCUACAGGUCUGGGUGACUGACAUGGACAAAGAGGAGACCCCUGGAGCCCAGGUCCGGGCGUGGCUCCGGGUGGCGCAGACACAUGUCCUGGAUAAUCUGUGUGAGGAGAGCGGGGGCAGAGCGGCUCCAGAGAUCUGUGACGGCAUAGUGAAAUGUCUCCGGACGCUGUGCCCACAGCUGCCUCUCAGCUACAGUUUCACCCCAGUAUCGCAGCUCCUCGCCCUCCAGCGCUCCCCCUGCGUCUCCCUCUUGGGCUGGGACACAGAGCAGUUCCAGCGAUGGAGCCUCGAGGGGUCGGAGCAGAUGACGGGAACAGACCCCAUCCUGCCAAGAGCCCAUCUCCUCCUGGUCGGAUACAUAUCGGACUACCUCCAAGGGGGCAAUAUAGUGCAUGAUGGGAACUUGUAUAUCAGAGACGCCAGUGGCUGUGUAACGUGUGAGAUGGUGCAGUUUGAUCUGUCUUUGCUGGGGUCCCUGGUUCUUUUUCCGUGCUGGUCUUACAUUCCCACACAGCACGGAGGGGGCUAUGUGGAGGUGCUAUCGCCCCCUAUCCCUAUUACCCCAUCUGUGGUCAGGCAAGAAGUGCCAGGUCCUGCCAGUGUCACAUCCGUUAAUCCAGAAUGUGCUUCUCAGCUCCUAGGGAACAGGUCCCACCCUCGGGGAUUCCGUGUUUCAGUUACCGGACGUCUGUUAUCGGUCACAUCACUUGUCCAGAUCCGGAGCAAAACGUUCUUUUCCUUCAACCUUCAAGAUACAAAAAAGUCUGUUCCCGUCAUCGUUCAGGUUCCAUCUAAGCUCUCAUGGUACCACGCUCUCCAUGUUGGUGACACGUACGAAGUGACCUCUCUCUCUGUGUCCUCUCUGCAUGGCUCCUCUCAGCACAUUUUCGCUGUGACCUCCUCUUCCCACCUUCUUUGUCGUUCUCCACUUUCCUCACCUGCCUCUGACCCAACGAGUGAGGGGUCAGAAGACCUGACGGCUCCCAGUGAGGAAUACGUGGACUUCAGACUACCCCAGGAGACAGACAGACAGAGACACCACAAGGAGUCCAAGACUUUAACCUACCAGGGGGUGAUAACGCGCCUCCGGGACGCUCAUGCCGGUCUCUAUGAGCUGGAUGGGGCAGUGGUCCUGUGCACAGCGUACACACAGCUACGGAACGGUGGGAGAGGAAUGAGGACGGGAGCCAGAGUGGAGGUAUUUGAUGCUCACCUUCAGCAGUCUCCCAGCCCUCUCUUUCCCACGCUUGUGGUCUCAUGCUGUCUGAGAAGUAGGGUCACGAUCCGCCACUUCUCACGUCUCAGCACUCCAUGUUCUUCUGUUUCUGGAACCAGUAAUGUUCAUCUCCACCUUCUCUUCCACUACCGGCUGAGGCUUCCGGAGUAUCUGUGGGUGUGCGAUACCGUGGAGAAGGUUCAUGAGAAGCUGUGUCCUCGUCUCGUCAGACGGCGCUGUCUUGGACAGUCCCUAGGUUCUGGUGCUCAGGGCCUCACAGAGAAUCUCUUGCACCCUACGCUCUCCUCCUUUACAAAUGGGAGGCGUGAGAGGGACCUGCAGGAAGAGAUGCUAGCAGACACUCAUGACUGUCCUCUGCGGGAGUACUCUCCCCUCUCUCCUCCCUGGUGUCUCCCUCAUCUCUGUCAUAUCCCCUCUCUAGUCUCUACCUCACAGUAUCUCCAGAGCGAGGAAUCUAAUCACAGUCUCCACUGGUCCCAUUACUCUCUGCGGUCUGAAGACCUGUCCUCCCCUCAUGUCCUCCUUGGUGUGCUUCAUGUUUCCUCCUCAGGAUCACUCCAAUUAAAGGACCAGUUGUCUACUCUGACCUGCCUGAUCCUGCCAUGCCCACCUAUCGCCUGGUUAGGCUGCGUCCUAGAGGUGCGCCAGUAUCAGCUGGUGACGGAAAGCAUCCGGAACAAGGAGACCAGAGAGGAUCCUCACAGCAAGACUUACGCUGUAUUUCUCACCCGGGAUGCCCGAGUUCUUCACUCGUCUAAUAGCUGCCCCUCCUGCCCUGUCCCGGGGUCCAACCUGCCCACGCCUAGUAAGGUGCCACGGUUGGAAGAGUCUUGGGCACAGCGCCACCUACUGAUUGACAGUCUGGAGGGCAGGCUGAUCGUUCCUGGACAUGACAAGGGGAUACAGUUCCAGGCUAGGGCGUCAUGGGUGGAUCUCCAGGAGCUUUCCACAGAGGAAGGGGAGAGCGAGCCAGGGAGGGCGGCUGAAAGUAAGGGAGGUGAACAGGUUUCUAAGGUUGUCCUGCAGUUCCCUUCUUCCUCUGUGCGGUGGUUUCAUUUCCUCCAACCCAACAGGAUGUAUCGUAUCACUGCGACGGGAGAGCCGGACUCUGGGAUUUUUGAUCUCUGCUCCCCGGAAAUGCCGCCCGGUCCUCGCUGCCUUAAAGUCCGCAGUGCCUGGACACUAGAAGAUGUGGAGGCCCCCAAGCAUCUACGGUGCCAAGCCGAAGGUCUCUCUAUAGGAGACGCGUUGAAGGGCAGCUCCUGUGGCUCCCUGUUGUCUGUGACUGGAGUUGUAUCCAGUCGCUGCAUGUGCCACACACAGAGCACACGUGUACAGCCAUCCAGAACGCGCGCUCCUGAUAGCUUCCUGCCACACGGCGUCUCCCUCAAAGUCAACCUGACGCAGCCAGACAGCCAAUCAUCUGCAUCUGUUUACCUGGAUCUGUUCCGGGGGCCCUACCCUCUGGGGCUGCUACCAGGGGCCACCGUAUUCAUGCAUGGACUCGAGAGGAGAGUGUCCAGGUCUGGCCGGGCCUAUCUCCGAAGCGUGCCCACCACCUAUGUGAGCGUCCUGAGCUCCCCGGCGUUGGACAGUGAGAAUAUUUCCGUGCCCCCACACGUCCUGUUCAGGAACCUGCCCGGUCCACCGACCCCACAACGUGCGGUCUGCUCGGUGACCUGCGUCUUCAGUUUGGCUCUGUGCUGGGAUUGCUCCAUGUGCGGGAGCACCUUCCUACAGGCUGCCUGCGACCGCUCCCCCUCUUGCACCUCUUCAUCCGGGGUCUUCAGAGCCAAAGCCUGUGUGAAAGCGGAGGAUGGAUCAGGGGAAGUCCAGGUCUACCUCCAGGACGAGGCAGUCUUGCUCAUGCUUGGCGUUUCUCAUGACCUCUGGGAAGCAUUGCAGGCGCGGGUUCUCUCCCGGGGGAAGGUGACAGUCAAGAUCCGGGGGAGAAGUGAGAUGCCGAGUGAAGAGAAAAGUGAAGACCCUCUCGUAGACUAUCUGACGUUCCUAAUGUCCCGGCCAGGAGUCUCUCGACCCUUAAUUCUGACAUUCAGAACGCAUGCGGGAGAUCGCCCCUCAGCAUCGCCACAGCUAACGCACUUCAGACGGGGCGAGCGAGAUUAUGUCACACACGUUCCUUCGUCCCCUAUGGUUACCUGUAUACAGCUGCAGGAGGUGGAACCUCGUGUACUAUGUCACAUGUUCAGAGACCGCAGUCAAUCAAAUCUCGGUUAAAUUAUGGUGUAAUCAUUUUAUUAAGUUUCAUAUAUUGACAUUAAAACAGUUUUUGUUAAUA
Messenger RNA from Pseudophryne corroboree (corroboree frog), 3766 nucleotides. RefSeq names its product CST telomere replication complex component 1 (gene CTC1). The transcript has 24 exons. Gene Ontology annotation, biological process: telomere maintenance via telomere lengthening; positive regulation of DNA replication. NCBI's taxonomy places the organism in Eukaryota, Metazoa, Chordata, Amphibia, Anura, Myobatrachidae. Gene Ontology annotation, cellular component: CST complex. The record is from RefSeq and is a predicted model, not a curated record. Bases 253 to 3705 code for a protein of 1150 amino acids. Gene Ontology annotation, molecular function: single-stranded DNA binding; telomeric repeat DNA binding.